Lymnaea stagnalis (great pond snail) is the source of this 1782-nucleotide messenger RNA. Lineage: Eukaryota; Metazoa; Mollusca; Gastropoda; Lymnaeidae. The record is from the annotation of a GenBank genome assembly.
AACACAACCCACGGCCGUGGCAGACCAACCAGGGAAGUUCUUCAUCUCCAGGUCAGUCUCUUCAACUGAGUUUGAGCUACUUGCCAGUGUUGAUAGAAACACGUGGACUAACCACAUAUCAGAUAAUAUUUUAUUAUUUAAACUUUAUUUAAAAUCAUGGCACACAGAAGUAAUGUUUUUGUUUGUAGUUGAUUUCUUUUUUUUUUUUGUUCUUUUUUUCUUUGACGUUCAAAAUAUUGUUUUCAGAAAUGCUAAUCAAAAACAUGAAUAUCUUUGAAAGUAUAUUUUACGAUUCUAUGUUUGACUCAUAUAUUCUUUAUGUUCAUACAUUUUGGUUCUGGUUAAAUCUCAUCGUUAGCAUAGACAUAAACACAUACAAAUAGUUUGUUAAAAGUUGAAACAAUAAUGAGAUUGACAUGCAAAAAACCAUUACACACAAAGAUGAAAAAAAAAAAAAUCAACAAAUUGAAUCUUCUCUACACGUGAUGACGUUCUCUUGUGUUCCAUUCACCUCUUUUUCAAAAUUUUGAAUUCUCCAAGCUAAAAUCCAAAAUGGUCGGCGUGCGCCUCGUUUUCACCAACGCCUUUGUGGUCACAGUGCUUCUCACCCUGUUGCUGGACGUUGUCGUGAAACCUGCAGAGGGCCAAUCAUCUUGCAGUUUAUCAAGCCGACCACAUCCCCGUGGGAUUUGUGGCUCGAAUUUGGCUGGCUUCCGGGCGUUCAUAUGUUCGAACCAAAACUCACCGUCAAUGGUCAAGAGGGACGCAGAAACAGGCUGGUUACUGCCAGAAACCAUGGUCAAGAGGAACGCAGAAACAGGUGGGUUACUGUCACGCAGCCCAUAUGUCAACGUAACUGUCUCAGUUGAACACACACGCGGGAUACUUCAAAUCAAUCAAACUCUCUUAUUUAAACACAAAUAUGUGAUUGUUCCAGGUGGAAAAAGAAAUGAUUACUAUAAAACAUAUGUUCGGUAAGCAUUUAAAAAAAACAAGAAGAAUGAUGUCCCAAGUUUUAAGCUCGAUAGGACGACGGGAAGUGGGUCAGUUAGAAGUCCGGAGAUUUUGGCUUUAGCAAACACGUGAGCGCAAUCUAAGUUCAUAUUAAUGAUUUUAAAAAGGUCUUUAAACUACGUUCUUAAAUACUAAACUAUACAACCCUUUAAAAAAAAAUAAUUGUUUUUCGUAUACAUCCUUUAUAUGCAUUUUUAAAAUAGUUUUAAAUUGUAUAUCAAUAUUAUCAUGUCCCGCCAGUGUUUACACACAUAUUUAUUUCACCAACUAUUUCAGAAAGCCAAAAAGCACCUGCGAUAUUUUUAAGAAUCUGAUUUAGCUCAGUUAUCGGAAAUUUUAUUUCUUGAAAAAAGUCGCAUCAUAUUUCCUUCAUCUUCUCUUAGAAAAUCAUGAGGGGAAAAAAACCUGAUUCUUUAUAUUAUUUUUUUUGGGGGGGGGGGGGGGUUGGGAUGGUGCUGAAAUUUUGGGGAACAUAAAGCGAAGUUAAUAGGAAGGAUUUCAAAAUGACUUCUUUUUUUUUUUUUUUUGCUGUACCCCUUUUCAGAUCUGGACGACCCACUGCGUAACAUAAAGCUGAGCAGCGAGAGCGCUUUGACCUAUCUGACCAAGAGACAACGGACAACCAACUUAGUGUGUGAAUGCUGUUUUAAUUAUUGCACCCCUGAUGUGGUGCGAAAGUACUGCUAUUAAUGGAGUUUGACAAUUAAAAAAUUAUAAUUGUCUUAAUAACAAUUCUUAUAGGCCUGUAAAUAAAAAUUUAGAUUGAAA